This is a messenger RNA of Cooperia oncophora, 3021 nucleotides long. NCBI's taxonomy places the organism in Eukaryota, Metazoa, Nematoda, Chromadorea, Rhabditida, Trichostrongylidae. The record is from the annotation of a GenBank genome assembly.
AUGAACGCUUCGUUAAGACUACACUCGCUCAUAGUUUUCUCUAGGAAGUGCACUCGUCCAGUUUUUACAUCGCCUCUCUUGGAAAGCGAGAAGAAAAACGCUGCAGAGUUCGACAAGGAUUUCUUGGCUGAAAUCGAAAAGAAGAUCAUUAGAAACCGACAGAUCCUAAGGAAACACUCUUUGUCCCAUAUUAAAGCGCGAGAGCUCAGCUCAUCAAUCGCUAACUUAAAUAUUUCAAUGAAUAAUGCACAGCAAAAGCAUCGCGAUGCAUUUGAUUCACCGGCCAGUUCGAUUGCAAAUAUUCCAGCCCAUGUGUCGAUUGAGAUAUUAGGAAAUGGAUCGUGUCAUUUACGUCCAUGUGUUGCCAUUCGCACUCCGUUAAAAACAUAUUUAUUCAAUUGUCCGGAAGGUGCUUCUCGAUUUCUCCCUCAACUACGCCUCAAGGCGCUCAAUGUCAAUGACAUCUUCAUUACACGAUCAACAUGGGAUAAUAUAGCUGGUAUAUCGUCGAUUUUAUUAUCAAAAGAGUCCAACUGUUUACCUACACGUAUCCAUGGUGCAAUGAACAUAAAACAUUUUCUGGAAUGUAUUCGUCCGUUUCAAGAUUCUGACUAUGGGUCAACGAAGUACCCCUCCCAGGUGGAGGAAAGGCCAUAUACGUUGGAAAGUUAUGAGGAUGCGGCACUGGCAGUCACAUAUUUACCGUUGAGUGCUCCUCUUCAUGACUCAGAUAGCAAGGCAGGCUCGCUCAAUGUAGCUUAUUUUAUUGAACUAAAAUCGCCUCCAAGACGGAUUGAUCCGCUGAAGUUGAUUGCACAUAAGGUUCCCAAAGGUCCCCUCAUAGGGAAGCUCAAGAGUGGUGACACCGUGCAGCUUCCUGAUGGGCGAACGAUUCGGCCUAGCGAUGUUUUUUCAGACGAGGCUCCGAAGGAAGAAAAGUCCAGAGCACUUGUGUUCGAGUGUUCAGGUGAAGCUCACAUCAACGCUUUACGUGAAAAUUCUGUUUUGCAGAAUUUCAUGAACGGGUCUUCUCAUAUCGAUUACGUGGUUCAUCUGAGCGGUCAGAACAUCGUGCAACAACCGUCUUACGCGAAGUUUGUGGCAUCACUUGGCGAGAAGUCUACACACAUUGUCGUGAACGAUUCGUGUCCCCAUGUGCCUGGUAUUGAAAGUAUUUUCAGAAAUCACCGCUUGCUCAACCAAAUUUGUCCAGAUUUGUUCCCACAGUUACAUCCGCUGGGCUGGACUGGGCUUGUCACUCAAGGAAGUGAGCUGGCGGUGCAGGAUGGAUUAUACAUCAAGGCAGCGCCUUUGCAGCGAUUUUGGAUGCGAGCGGGAGGCAGUGGAGAAGAGCCCAUAAUUGCUGAUCUGCGUGACACCGAUCCCAAUUUCACAGACACUACUAAGAAGUUGAUAGAGGAUCUCCAUGAAGAUGCGGCACGACUGCGUGCUACUUCUUCCAUGGACAGUGAAUAUCCCCGAGUAUCUUUCUUGGGAACAUCGUCGGCGGUGCCGUCUAAAUACCGCAAUGUCAGCAGCUAUCUUUUGGAGUCCAGUUCAUCAUCAGCUGUACUCAUCGAUGUGGGCGAAGGCACUUUUGGGCAACUGCGCGUUUUAUUUGGGGAUGAUGGAUGUUCGGAGCUGCUGUGCAAAUUGAAUGCCGUCUUUGUAACACACGCUCAUCAAGAUCACAUGAAUGGCCUGUAUACAAUCAUUGAACGGCGUAAGGAGGCGAUUGAAGGCUCUGGAAGACAGUACACACCUCUGGUUCUAGUCUGUAAUCGAAAUGUAUUAAAGCCGUUGAAAACUUACUCGAUGUGCUUCUUUGAUCUCGAGUCGUUAGUGGAGAUAGUUGAUAUAUCAAGACAUCCGAUUACACCUCCCGCAAGCCCUGGCCCUCCACUGAAAAGGCGGCGAUUGCCGUCUCCGGUACUGUCAGCGUGCCGUAGUGUCAUAGACCAAAUGCCCCGGCCGCUUUUCGAUGAGAAUAUGUGGAAUAUUCAGGAAAUAAAGGCUGUUCAGGUGCACCACACAAGAAUGGCGAACGGAUUCAUUUUCGGUGUCAAUGGAAAGCGAGUGGUGUUUUCCGGGGAUACGAAACCCUGUGAUUUGUUGGUAGAGGAAGGGCAAAACGCUGACCUUCUCAUCCAUGAGGCUACAUUCGAAGAUGGACAUGAGGCGGACGCUCUGAAGAAAAAGCAUUCAACGAUGGGCCAGGCUGUUGAAAUUGGUCGGAAGAUGAAGGCACGAAAUGUUAUUUUGACUCAUUUUAGCGCCAGAUAUCCAAAGGUACCUGAGCUCCCGGCAUAUCUAGAGAAGGCAGGAAACGUUGGUGUGGCCAUGGACAAUUUGAGUGUUCGCUUCGACCAGCUCGGCUUGGUACCGAAACUGAUACCAAUCUUUAGGGAGGUCUACCAGGAAGAACUGUUUGAAAUAGAACUGCGAAGGGAGACACGCAAUUUCAAACAGAAGGAGGAGCGUGAAUCGAAGAAGAAGUCCGAGCUAAAGUCACGAGAAAACACCGCCGAUGUGAGAAUCCUCCUAGUAGGAGAGCCUGGCGUCGGGAAAACGUCCUUGGUGAUGAGCCUUCUUGAAGAUGAAUGGGUUGAAAAUGUACCAGCUAGAUUAGACAGGGUACUAAUUCCGGCUGAUGUCACUCCAGAGAACGUCACCACAUCCAUUGUUGAUUGCUCGGUAGGGAACGAAGGUGAGGAAUACAUCACUUCCGAACUGAAGCACGCAAAUGUUGUUUGCAUUGUUUAUACGGUAUCCGAUGACAAUACAAUAAAACGGGUUACUGACAAAUGGCUUCCAUUAUUGCGUGAUGUUUAUGGUCCGGAGCAUGAGAUUCCAGUGAUUCUUGUUGGUAAUAAGUCAGACGGCUCCACAAAUCACACAGAUAAGCAGCGGUCGACUCCUCUGGGUACUUAUCCAUCUAUGGACACGCCCACUGGCCACCGACAGUUCGAGACUCCUGUGCUGGAACUGCUCAGCACAAAUGACACUAUGAGAGAAUGUUGA